AUGGCUCCUACCGCAACGGACAACUUGGAGGGUGUGGAUGAGACCAUCCUCACCCUGCGCAAAGUCCUCACGAAUGAAGCGGAACCACUUGCUCGUCGAUUCCGCGCCCUCUUCUCUCUGAAGUACCUGGCUUGUCAGCAGCCUCCCACCGACAAAACUCUCCCAGCUAUCCAGGCGAUCGCUGCAGCGUUCGCUUCACCCUCUGCCCUGUUGAAGCAUGAACUCGCAUACUGCUUGGGCCAGACGCGCAACCCAGACUCCCUGGCGUUCCUCCACGAGGUCGUGAAGGACACCGAGGAAGAUACGAUGUGCCGCCAUGAAGCUGCGGAAGCUCUGGGAGCUUUGGGCUAUGAGAGCAGUCUAGAGAUCUUGAAGUCCCUGAGAGACAAUGAGAAGGAAAGCGACGUCAUUAGAGAAACUUGCGACAUCGCGGUCGACAGAAUCAUAUGGGAGAACUCGGAGGAGAGAAAGGCUGAGAAGCUGAAGCCUAGUGACUUUACCUCCAUCGAUCCUGCUCCCCCGCUCCCGCUUGAGUCUAGCCAACCCUCGAUUCCUGAGAUGGAAAAGACGCUGCUCGACACGAAACUUCCCCUUUUCCAAAGAUAUCGGGCUAUGUUUGCCCUGCGCGACCUCGCAUCGCCACCGGAUCUUCCCACUGCCCAGGCCGCGGUCGAGGCGCUGGCCAAGGGACUUAAGGAUCCCUCGGCUCUGUUCCGCCAUGAGAUUGCUUUUGUCUUCGGCCAACUCUGCCACCCUGCUUCCGUCCCUAGUCUGACGGAAACCCUCAGUAACCAGGAGGAAGUCGGCAUGGUGCGGCACGAGGCCGCCGAGGCGCUUGGUAGUCUGGGUGAUGUCGAUGGCGUGGAGGCGACGCUGAAGAAGUUCCUGAAUGAUCCGGAGAAGGUGGUGAGAGACAGCAUCAUCGUCGCACUGGACAUGGCCGAAUAUGAGAAGAAUGGGGAGAUGGAAUAUGCGCUGGUGCCGGAUUCGGGAGCCCCCGCGGCUGUCUCUGCGGCUUGA
Molecule: messenger RNA, 1020 nt
Organism: Aspergillus terreus NIH2624
Lineage: Eukaryota; Fungi; Ascomycota; Eurotiomycetes; Eurotiales; Aspergillaceae
Product: deoxyhypusine monooxygenase
Exons: 2
Coding region: 1-1020 (339 amino acids)
Biological process (GO): peptidyl-hypusine biosynthetic process
Molecular function (GO): deoxyhypusine monooxygenase activity
Source: RefSeq, a predicted model, not a curated record